Molecule: messenger RNA, 1689 nt
Organism: Lachancea nothofagi CBS 11611
Lineage: Eukaryota; Fungi; Ascomycota; Saccharomycetes; Saccharomycetales; Saccharomycetaceae
Source: the annotation of a GenBank genome assembly
AUGGACGCCGAUUGGAAAGCUGAAUUGAGUAUCCCCAAAAGGGACACCAGACCCCAAACGGAUGAUGUGCUGGGUACCAGAGGAAACACGUUCGAGGACUUCUUCCUGAAGCGCGAGCUAUUAAUGGGCAUUUUCGAGGCUGGUUUUGAGAAGCCGUCCCCAAUUCAGGAGGAGGCAAUCCCAAUUGCGAUUUCAGGUCGCGACGUUUUGGCAAGAGCCAAGAAUGGAACCGGUAAGACCGCGGCGUUCGUGAUCCCCACCCUUGAGCGCGUGAAGCCUAAGCUCAACAAGAUUCAGGCCCUUAUCAUGGUUCCCACGCGUGAGUUGGCGCUGCAAACGUCUCAGGUCGUGAGAACACUGGGCAAACACUGCGGGAUAUCGUGCAUGGUGACAACCGGAGGUACCAAUCUGCGGGAUGAUAUCAUGAGACUGAACGAGCCUGUUCACGUUCUGGUAGGUACUCCCGGUCGUGUCUUGGAUUUGGCCUCUCGUAAAGUGGCCGAUCUCAGCGAGUGUCCCCUUUUUGUCAUGGACGAAGCCGACAAAAUGUUGUCGCGCGAUUUCAAAGCCAUCAUUGAACAAAUCUUGACGUUUUUGCCCGCACAACAUCAAUCAUUACUGUUCAGCGCCACUUUCCCUCUCACAGUGAAGGAAUUUAUGGUGAAGCAUUUGAACAAACCUUAUGAAAUCAAUCUCAUGGAUGAAUUGACUUUGAAAGGUAUUACACAGUUUUACGCUUUUGUUGAAGAAAAACAGAAAUUGCAUUGUCUCAAUACCUUGUUUUCCAAGCUUCAAAUUAAUCAGGCUAUCAUAUUUUGCAAUUCGACAAACCGAGUCGAACUUUUGGCCAAAAAAAUCACCGAUCUAGGCUAUUCUUGCUACUAUUCACAUGCCCGCAUGAAACAACAAGAAAGAAAUAAAGUGUUUCAUGAAUUCCGUCAAGGUAAAGUUCGUACUUUGGUCUGUUCAGAUCUGCUAACCCGUGGUAUUGACAUUCAAGCCGUCAACGUUGUCAUCAACUUUGAUUUCCCUAAGACCGCGGAGACCUAUUUGCAUCGUAUCGGUAGAUCCGGUAGAUUCGGCCAUUUGGGUUUGGCUAUCAACUUGAUUAACUGGAACGAUCGUUUUAACCUUUACAAAAUUGAACAGGAAUUGGGCACAGAGAUUGCCGCAAUUCCUGCCCAGAUCGAUAAAUCUCUCUACGUAGCCGAGGAUAACUCUGCGGUUCCAGUCCCUUUCCCAUUGUCGUCUUUACCUAAUACAAUGGCUAAUGUUGCGGGUCAACAACUGCCUCCUCAACAGACUCAACCGCAAUUCCACGCGAUGCCUCAGCAAUACCCACCACAACAAAUGGAUCAACAACAACAACAGCAGCAUCAACAUCAACAUCAACAUCAACUUCAACACCAACAUCAACAACCACAACAAACACAACAAUCACAACCACAACAACUACAACAACCACAACAACAUCAGCAACACCAGCAACACCAGCAACACCAGCAACAAGAACAUCAACAACAACAACAACAACAACAACAACAAUAUCCACCACAGCAGUAUUCAUCACAGCAAUACCCACCACAGCAGUAUUCUCAACAACAGUACGCUGGGCAGCCAUUUGUGCAAGGUUCUCCUAUGGAAUCCGCACCACGCUUGCGAGGACAUGCAUCUCAGCAGGGCUAUUGA